Notechis scutatus (mainland tiger snake) is the source of this 1785-nucleotide messenger RNA. Its product is annotated as sodium- and chloride-dependent GABA transporter 2-like. The record is from RefSeq and is a predicted model, not a curated record. Gene Ontology annotation, cellular component: plasma membrane; cell projection. Lineage: Eukaryota; Metazoa; Chordata; Lepidosauria; Squamata; Elapidae. Gene Ontology annotation, biological process: amino acid transport; sodium ion transmembrane transport; nitrogen compound transport. Gene Ontology annotation, molecular function: gamma-aminobutyric acid:sodium:chloride symporter activity.
AUGGAUUACAGAGUUCCUGGGGCAGUGAUCAAUGGAGAAAUACAUGCACAACUCACUGGAGAAACAAAGAAAAAAGCAGGGAAUCAGACACUAGAUCGAGAUCACUGGAACAACAAGCUGGAAUAUGUGCUGUCUGUGGCAGGAGAAAUCAUUGGCUUGGGAAAUGUUUGGAGGUUCCCUUACCUCUGUUACAAAAAUGGUGGUGGUGCCUUCUUCAUUCCCUACCUCAUCUUCCUUUUCACCUGUGGAAUUCCAGUGUUUUUCCUGGAGACAGCCCUGGGACAAUAUACCAGUCAGGGAGGGGUCACUUCUUGGCGGAAGUUAUGCCCUCUUUUUGAAGGGAUUGGGUAUGCUUCUCAAGUGAUUGUGGUACUCCUUAAUUUCUAUUAUAUUAUUGUCCUGGCUUGGGCCUUGUUUUACCUCUUCAGUUCGUUCACCAUAGACCUCCCGUGGGGCAGCUGCGAUCACGAAUGGAAUACAGAGAACUGUGUGGAAUUCCAGAAGAAUGCCUCUCUAAAUGUGACGGUGGAAAAUGCCACCUCUCCUGUCAUUGAAUUUUGGGAGCGAAGAGUGUUGAACAUUUCUGAUGGCAUAGAACAUUUGGGCACAGUGCGUUGGGAACUGUCACUCUGCCUUCUUCUGGCCUGGAUCAUCUGUUAUUUCUGCAUUUGGAAAGGGGUUAAGUCUACAGGCAAGGUAGUAUACUUCACUGCCACUUUCCCAUACCUCAUGCUGAUUGUUCUGCUGAUCAGGGGGGUCUCCUUGCCUGGAGCAUCUAAAGGGAUACUCUUCUACCUUUACCCAGACCUCACUCGACUCAGUGAUCCUCAGGUAUGGAUGGAUGCAGGCACUCAGAUCUUCUUCUCAUAUGCCAUUUGCCUGGGAUGCCUAACAGCUUUGGGCAGCUACAAUAAGUAUCAUAACAACUGUUACAGGGAUUGUAUCGCUCUGUGUUUUUUGAACAGUGGCACAAGUUUUGUGGCUGGCUUUGCCAUUUUUUCCAUUCUGGGUUUCAUGGCAGAAGAACAGGGAGUGCUUAUUUCGGAGGUAGCUGAGUCGGGACCUGGUCUGGCUUUCAUUGCUUAUCCACGAGCCGUCGUCAUGCUGCCUUUCUCCCCGUUAUGGGCUUGUUUCUUCUUUGUUAUGGUGGUUCUCCUGGGACUGGACAGUCAGUUUGUCUGUGUGGAAAGCUUGGUCACCGCUAUAGUUGACAUGUACCCUGGAAUCCUCCGGAAAAAGAACCGCAGAGAAACAUUAAUUCUUCUCGUCUCCAUCCUCUCGUACUUUGUGGGCCUGGUCAUGAUCACAGAGGGUGGGAUGUAUGUCUUCCAGCUCUUUGACUACUAUGCUGCCAGUGGGAUGUGCUUGCUCUUUGUUGCCAUUUUUGAGACCCUGUGCAUUGGCUGGGUGUAUGGUGCUGAUCGUUUCUACAGUAACAUUGAAGACAUGAUUGGGUACCGACCAUGGUCUGUUAUAAAGUACUGCUGGUUAUUCAUAACACCAGCUGUCUGCCUGGCAACCUUUCUCUUUUCCUUGAUUAAAUACACCCCACUGACAUACAACAAGAAAUAUGUGUACCCGUGGUGGGGAGACACCGUCGGCUGGCUGCUUGCCCUCUCUUCAAUGAUCUGCAUCCCCCUCUGGAUUGUCUACAAACUCUCCACCAUUAAAGGAUCCCUGAAAGAGAGGUUCCACCAGCUUGCCUGUCCAGAUGAAGACUUGCCUCAAAGAAUGUGUCCAGGCCAUCACCUCUUCCCUAUGACAGAAUUAGAUUCUCACUGUUAG